Messenger RNA from Ooceraea biroi (clonal raider ant), 3813 nucleotides. RefSeq lists its product as uncharacterized. The record is from RefSeq and is a predicted model, not a curated record. Gene Ontology annotation, biological process: regulation of lipid biosynthetic process. Gene Ontology annotation, cellular component: cytosol. Lineage: Eukaryota; Metazoa; Arthropoda; Insecta; Hymenoptera; Formicidae.
GGUCACUUGAAAAUGACCGAAUAUAUCGGUUGAAACGUUGUGAUUACCAUUGUUAAUUUGCCAGAAUUGGUCGUGAAUAAAUGAAAUUAUUUAUUUUUACUUUAUUUCAUUUUAUUAUAUUUUAUGGUGUUUUUAUUUAUUUAUUUUUUUCUCCCUACUACGCAGUGAGAGGGGAUCACUGCAUUUUUGUUAUCAAAGAUAACACUGUGCGCGAUCCACCGGAACUCACUCUAGAAACGCGAAGUAUCGAUUUGUACGGUUUAGUUUGUGCAAACGAAUAAAGUAAAUAAAAAUGGAGAGAAGAACACGAUCGUUAAAUAUCACAGAGGAAAUUGGAUCGUUGCGCAUCGGACCAUACACAUUAACUUACUCGUAAAUAACCGUGUGUGGGUACGGUGCUGAAUGCGGAAAAGGGAGAAGAAGGACACGCAUCGAUGCCGACAGAGAGGAAACGAGAAGCUCGCGUGGUCCGCGGUAGCCAAUCACGCUCGUGGAUUGUGGUCCGACGUGAUGUCUAAGUAGGGGAAAGUACGACCAGCUGGUCGGAGCGGAGCGGAGUGGCGUGGCGCGCGCCGUUUUGUCACCGUUUAUCGCGUGAUCGUCUCGGUAAGGCGUGAGGCCGGGUGUACGUUUUGUUGUAGCGCGUCUCAUCGCCGUAACCUGCUUCAUGUUGUCUAUUAACUGGGCGCAUGUUUCAGCAGCGUGAUAAGAGAAAGAAAAGUUCGUUGGACGUCCUCCACUCUCGACACGCCUAAAGAAAAUAGAAAAGAAAAGGAUAGAAGUGCAGUAGGUGGAGCAUAGAGGAGAGGUUACGCGGCGCCGAGAGUACCUACCAGUUCCGUUGUGCACGAUGCGCUGUACGUGAGCGUGGCUUUUCAUUGAUCCAGCAGCUUCUCGUUAGCUCUUCGUUGAUCAAACGACGACGACGGCCGACGACGCCGUGAUCCUCCACCGUUUCGAAGGCCUCGCACUUCUUGCACGGGGUGAAAACUCGAGUUGUCAAAAGUGCCUAGAAAAACUCGUCCAUCGCGAUCGCGAUCUGUCAUCCAUCUCUAGGCGUACAAUCGCGACACGACCGACUGUUUCCGCUUUUCUCCCAGUGACAGCUACGUGCUCGUGCACAUCCCGACGUCGAAUUGCAGAAUGAACUACGGGGAUAUGUCGAACGUCGAUCCUGCCAGAAGCCUGCGCAGGAUUGCCCGGCAUGACGAGCCAGAGUUCAGCAAUGCCAGCAUCCUGAACAGCAUGGAGAAGUUCGUGCGCACUGUAAGCGAGAUGGAGGACACGAUCUUGGUGCCAAGUCGCCUACUGGACUUGUCCGUAGGUGACGCGGGCGAUGCGAUCUGCACGAAGGGCAAACGCGGCAGCACAGUGAAGGACACUUUGGCCAACACUGACCUAUACCGGCUCUACAACAUCAUCAAUCAGAUGAAGACCGAACUGCUGUGGUCGCAAGAACCGACGCGUGGCAUCCAGAUGGACGAGCAGGCGCUGAAUAGGAGUCACCCGGUCGGUAGUCCCGGGUCUACUGAGCUGACCCAUCAUCAUCCUGUGGCCGGCGGCAGGCUGGGUCACGUGCGUUGCCCGAGCACUACAUCAAUGCAGAGCGUGCAAAGCGCAUCCUCGAUCGUCUCUACGUCGGAUUCGGACUCCGAAGUCGGUAUCGAGAUCGAUAGCGGCCUCGAGGGUGAGGAAUGCCCCGCCAAUCUUGCGAGCAUCGCUGCCGAGAACUUUAGACGUCAUUUGCGGGGUCUUCACCGCAGCAUCGCCCGCAUGACGGAGGCCGCCGAGUAUUUGACGUUGCGGUACCAGGCCGACGUGGGCGGGCAAGUCUGAUUUGCCACCGCUGCCAUCGCCAUAGUCAUCGCCGCUUGCACCUUGCAUUGAUCGUAUCAAUUGGUCAAAUCGCGUGCGGACGUCCGCGCGUUUUCCUCGUAGUCAAUUUCGUGGACUUUGUUAUGCUGGCUUUAUAGAACCCAGCGGACCCUCGCCAGGCACACAGGGUAGAAGCUCGCGGAGUGAUGGAACACAGAUUACGAACAUCGCCCCAAGUUUCCCCCGGAUGAGUGUGGGCCGCCGAGUGUCAUUCUCCGAGGAGGAAGUUAUGUGGGUCCAUAUGCCGAGUUUAUGGACAGAUGAAGUUACGUAGUUUCGGUAUAAUACAUAUUGUAUAUUCGGGAGGCGAUAAGUCAUUGUCGGUUAUGUAAAGUUGCGCUCGUGAACAAAAACCUAUCGAUUCUCAAAUAAAGUCGAAAUCCGUGAUAUCCGUAAACAUCUCUCAACCCUCCUUCCUUAAAGGAAAAAAGAGAAAAGUGUAAAUUAUGGAGAAAAAUAUAUCAGAAUUAGAACGCACCGAGAAGUAGCUCGUGUAUUGUAUAUAUUGUUAUUCAUUGUUACACGAUAGGAUGUGAUUUGUGAUUUAUGUAAGUCAUCACUCAUGGCUAGUGAUCUGUAUUCGGAUUAUGGUGGAAGACCUUUAAAUUAUUGUAAAUACAGUUACAUCGAAGGAACAAGUCGCGGUUAAGUGAGGUUGUACAAAUUAUGUAUCCGCUGAUUCAUACGAGCGCUGAUAGAUAAACGAAAAUUAUGUCGCAUCGGAAAACUUUGUCGAACUUCCUCUUUUUCUUCUGUGAGCGUAUUAUUAGUAUAUCGAAUGUAUUCAUAUAUUCGAUGUCGCAGCGGCGAUUGACAUUGACAUGUAAAUAUAUAUACGUAAUGCUACCAUUAUUUAUUUCUAUGGCUUGUAAAGUUAAUAAAAACUGUCAAACUCGAUAUUAAUUCAUAAGUUAUGCGAAUUGCAAAUGCAUGCCGAUCAUUCGCGGCGAAUCGUCGAGAAGAACGGCGAAAAAUCUUUUAAACGAGAGACUAGAAAUUACAGAAAAAAGAUAAAAAAAUCAUGUGCGAAGGAAUAUUGUAAGUUACGUGCAAAAUUAUUUAUUAAAGUGACAAAGAAGAUGGCAACAUAUAUAUAUAUAAUUCGUAAUAAAUGGUACACUGUUCAGAGGGUACGUGUUUUUUAGUCCUACAUAUGUAUUAUUGGACAUUUGUUUCUUCUACAUUUAAAAUAAUAUUUGUUUUUGUUCUUCAUUUAUAUAUGCAAUGUGCGCAUAAAAGUGUGUAGAGUAUACAUGUGAUUAUAAUACGUAUAGUGCCAUACCUGUUAGAAAUACAUUUCGCCGCAUUCCAAAAAAUUAUAUACGUACAGUACGAACGAUUUUGGCUAAAUAUGAUCAAUCAAAUCUGUACGCGCUUUCUUUUUGUCGAGUGAACAAAAUAUUUUCCUUGAUGAGCCCUCUAAAAUAUUCGUAUUUCCUUUUUAUGCCUUUUGUGAUUACAGUUCUCUCGUACACAGAUGAUUUAUCUCGGUAAAGUUAAUAAUUUUAUAUUCAUUCCCGUGCGCGAGUUACAUGAUUGGUAAUUCUCACGAGAUACCUAAAGCAGGGAUUCUCAAAUAAUAUCACGUGUAUCAUCAUGAAAAAUAAAGAAAAUAAAAGCAGUUAAUCGAAUAUAAUAUGAUAUCCUGCUUGACAACAACAAUAAUUGACGUCACUCUCAUUUGGUACAUUCCGGAUGCGAAAACUUUUACUUCGGUAUUCCGAAGUAUUUGAGAAUUCCUGAACUUAUGUAAAGUUGCGUAAAUUGUGAUUAAUUACGUAAAUGGUAAUCAACGCAUGUAUAGAGAGAGUAACCAUUAGUUAAUGAACGCUGUUGAUGAUAUCGCAGUUGAUGCAUUCUUUGCGCGGAAUCAUCAUUGUAACUGAACAAUUGGCAAUGUUGGAUAUUCUUAUGUAAAUAAAUUGAUGGAAAAAUCGA